This is a messenger RNA of Pseudocercospora fijiensis CIRAD86, 642 nucleotides long. RefSeq lists its product as uncharacterized. The transcript has a single exon. The annotation marks the transcript as partial. The record is from RefSeq and is a predicted model, not a curated record. Gene Ontology annotation, molecular function: mismatch base pair DNA N-glycosylase activity. Lineage: Eukaryota; Fungi; Ascomycota; Dothideomycetes; Mycosphaerellales; Mycosphaerellaceae. Gene Ontology annotation, biological process: base-excision repair, AP site formation.
UCUGCUUCUGCUUCACCCGCGAAGAAACGCAGGCAAUCCGGCAAAUAUGCCCCGCCUUCGAAAUAUGCGCAUUUGACGCCUCUCGCAGACAUCCUGCAACCGAAUUUGAUUUGCGUGUUCGUCGGCUUCAAUCCUGGAGUCACGACGGCUCAGACCGGUCACGCUUAUGCGCACCCGAGCAACCUGUUCUGGAAACUAUUGCACAGCAGUGGCUGUACGGAUGAACGCCUGGUGCCUGAGCAGGACAUCGACUUGCCCCGACUCUACGGUAUGGGCAACACGAACAUUGUCGCUCGACCGAGCAAGGAUGCAGCCGAAUUGAGCAAAGCUGAAUCCGCAGCAGGCACUCCAUUGUUGGAAGAGAAAGUGCGAAAGUAUCGGCCAGAGGCGGUCUGCGUCGUGGGGAAGGGCAUCUGGGAGUCUAUCUGGCGCUGGCGGUAUAAGCGUGAGAUUCAGAAGCAUGAGUUUAGAUAUGGUUGGCAGGACGAGAAGGAACGUAUGGGCAAGACAGACGAUUGGCCUGGUGCUGUGGUAUUUGUUGCGACUGCUACCAGUGGGCUGGCUGCAAAUCUGAGGCCACAUGAGAAAGAGGCUAUCUGGAAACCUUUUGGUGAAUGGGUGAAGCAGAGGAGGCAGGAACGA